CGGCCCCGGCCCCGGCCCCGGCCCUGGCCCCAGCCCCAGCCCCAGCCCCGGCUCGCGGGCGCUGCGUCUCCGCGUACGGGAGGCGGCGGCGGCUCCCAGUCACCGGCCCCCGCCGGCGAGCGCACGAUGCACUGCCUGGGCGCCGAGUACCUGGUUUCUGCAGAAGGAGCCCCUAGGCAAAGGGAGUGGCGACCCCAGAUUUAUAGGAAAUGCACAGAUACGGCGUGGUUAUUCCUGUUCUUUCUCUUUUGGACUGGUUUGGUGUUUAUCAUGGGCUACUCGGUGGUGGCUGGAGCCGCGGGAAGACUCCUCUUCGGCUAUGACAGCUUUGGCAAUGUGUGUGGCAAGAAGAACUCCCCCGUGGAAGGGGCCCCCCUUUCAGGGCAGGACAUGACCCUAAAAAAACACGUGUUCUUUAUGAAUUCCUGCAACCUGGAAGUCAAAGGUACGCGGCUCAACCGCAUGGCCCUCUGUGUAUCCAACUGCCCUGAAGAGCAGCUUGACUCCCUGGAAGAGGUCCAGCUCUUUGCAAACACCAGUGGGUCCUUCCUGUGUGUUUAUAGUUUGAAUUCCUUCAACUACACCCACAGUCCAAAAGCAGACUCACUGUGUCCCAGGCUACCAGUUCCUCCAAGCAAGUCAUUUCCCUUAUUUAACCGAUGUGUCCCUCAAACACCUGAGUGCUACUCCCUAUUUGCAUCUGUUUUGAUAAAUGAUGUUGACACCCUCCACCGAAUUCUAAGUGGAAUCAUGUCGGGAAGAGAUACAAUCCUUGGCCUGUGUAUCCUCGCAUUAGCCUUGUCUUUGGCCAUGAUGUUUACCUUCAGAUUCAUCACCACCCUUCUGGUUCACAUUUUCAUUUCAUUGGUUAUUUUGGGAUUGUUGUUUGUCUGCGGUGUUUUAUGGUGGCUGUAUUAUGACUAUACCAAUGACCUCAGCAUAGAAUUGGACACAGAAAGGGAAAAUAUGAAGUGCGUGCUGGGGUUUGCUAUCGUAUCUACAGGCAUCACGGCAGUGCUGCUCAUCUUGAUUUUUGUUCUCAGAAAGAGAAUAAAAUUGACAGUUGAGCUUUUCCAAAUCACAAAUAAAGCCAUCAGCAGUGCUCCCUUCCUGCUGUUCCAGCCACUGUGGACAUUUGCCAUCCUCAUUUUCUUCUGGGUCCUCUGGGUGGCUGUGCUGCUGAGCCUGGGAACUGCAGGAGCUGCCCAGGUUAUGGAAGGUGGCCAAGUGGAAUAUAAGCCCCUUUCGGGCAUUCGGUACAUGUGGUCGUACCAUUUAAUUGGCCUCAUCUGGACUAGUGAAUUCAUCCUUGCGUGCCAGCAAAUGACUAUAGCUGGGGCAGUGGUUACUUGUUAUUUCAACAGAAGUAAAAAUGACCCUCCUGAUCGUCCCAUCCUUUCGUCUCUCUCCAUUCUCUUCUUCUACCAUCAAGGAACCGUUGUGAAAGGGUCAUUUUUAAUCUCUGUGGUGAGGAUUCCAAGAAUCAUUGUCAUGUACAUGCAAAACGCACUGAAAGAACAGCAGCAUGGUGCAUUGUCCAGGUACCUGUUCCGAUGCUGCUACUGCUGUUUCUGGUGUCUUGACAAAUACCUGCUCCAUCUCAACCAGCUUCAAUUUCAAGACAGAAAUAUCCACCCACCUGUUUGUGAUGCUAAAGAAGUAUGCACACUGAAUUUUGGGAAUAAAUCAAAAGCCGAAUGCCACUACCUCCUGCUUGCUUGUUUAAAGAAUGCAUAUACUACGACUGCUAUUAAUGGGACAGAUUUCUGUACAUCAGCAAAAGAUGCAUUCAAAAUCUUGUCCAAGAACUCAAGUCACUUUACAUCUAUUAACUGCUUUGGAGACUUCAUAAUUUUUCUAGGAAAGGUGUUAGUGGUGUGUUUCACUGUUUUUGGAGGACUCAUGGCUUUUAACUACAAUCGGGCAUUCCAGGUGUGGGCAGUCCCUCUGUUAUUGGUAGCUUUUUUUGCCUACUUAGUAGCCCAUAGUUUUUUAUCUGUGUUUGAAACCGUGCUGGAUGCACUUUUCCUGUGUUUUGCUGUUGAUCUGGAAACAAAUGAUGGAUCGUCAGAAAAGCCCUACUUUAUGGACCAAGAAUUUCUGAGUUUCGUAAAAAGGAGCAACAAAUUAAACAAUACAAGGGCACAGCAAGACAAGCACUCAUUAAGGAAUGAGGAAGGAACAGAACUCCAGGCCAUUGUGAGAUAGAUACCCAUUUAGGUAUUUGUACCUGGAAAACAUUUCCUUCUAAGAGCCAUUUACAGGAUAGAAACCACUAGAGAAAAGUUAGUGGAAUUUUUUUUUUAAAGACCUAAUAAACCCUAUUUUUCCUCA
Pongo pygmaeus (Bornean orangutan) is the source of this 2334-nucleotide messenger RNA. It is a transcript of the gene SLC44A3, whose product is annotated as solute carrier family 44 member 3. Bases 127 to 2208 code for a protein of 693 amino acids. The transcript is spliced from 16 exons. Lineage: Eukaryota; Metazoa; Chordata; Mammalia; Primates; Hominidae. Gene Ontology annotation, cellular component: membrane. Gene Ontology annotation, biological process: transmembrane transport. The record is from RefSeq and is a predicted model, not a curated record. Gene Ontology annotation, molecular function: transmembrane transporter activity.